Messenger RNA from Solea senegalensis (Senegalese sole), 1233 nucleotides. Its product is annotated as adenylate kinase isoenzyme 1-like. Bases 1 to 582 code for a protein of 193 amino acids. Gene Ontology annotation, cellular component: cytosol; cytoplasm. Gene Ontology annotation, molecular function: AMP kinase activity; ATP binding. The transcript has 5 exons. NCBI's taxonomy places the organism in Eukaryota, Metazoa, Chordata, Actinopteri, Pleuronectiformes, Soleidae. Gene Ontology annotation, biological process: nucleoside triphosphate biosynthetic process. The record is from RefSeq and is a predicted model, not a curated record.
AUGCAUUAUGUCUAUGAAGGUCCUCACUCUGCAUGUGGUCCAGGCUCGGGGAAGGCGGUCCAGUGCCAGCGGAUGGAGGACAGGUUCGGCCUGCGUCAUGUGACCCUGGGCGACCUUCUGUGUAACGAGCUGCAGUCUCACAGCGAACGAGGGCGCCACCUGCAGGAAGUCCUGGAGAGAGGAGAGCAGCUGCCCAAGGACACAAUGCUGGAGCUGCUGUGUGACGCCGUGGCGUCGUCAGUGCAGCAGCAGCGGCCGGGGAAAGGUCUCGUGAUCAGCAGCUUUCCCAGAGACCUGCAGCAGGCGGAGGAGUACGAGGCCAAGAUGGGUGAACCCAGCGCCGUCCUUCUGCUGAGCUGCUCCCCCGACACCAUGUCCAGCCGCCUGCAGUGCAGAGGCAGAUCUCACACAGACAGAGAGAGCGCCACACACAGGCGACGUGAGAGCUUCUGCAACAACAGCCGGGAGCUGGCUGCACACUACCAACACAAGAGGCUCCUGCACACGAUCGAUGCCGAGAAGUUGCCAGAUGAAGUGUUCACGCAGAUCUGCCAAGCGCUGGAAUCCAGUUUCAACAUGUAAUUUCUACACUUUCCUCAAAUACCACUCAAACACCCCCACCCUCUUCUCAAAGUCCGUCUGUUAAGACCUUUUCUCUCCGUUUCUGACCCCGGCGCAGACCUGGUAUUAACACCAACUCUCCGAGUGAUCCAAUCACAUCCAGAUGACACACACAAAGUUCAGUUGUGAACGCCCCCCCCGAUCCGUCCUGAAUGCAGAUCUGAUCACAUAAACUACAUUCAGAGGAGGCCACAUUCCACAUUAGAGAGCCGACUACUUCCUCUGCUGACGUCCUCUUGCGGUUUCACAGUAUUAUUACACUGAUCAGCACUCGUUGACUUAUUCAUAGCCAUCGCCACAAUAUUAACACUGAUCAACACAAGAGUUCUCCUUCUGUUAGAGCAGCAUGAGUACAGCUUUGAUUCAUUCACUCAAGCUUCUGAGGGGUUUGGGGGGUUAAUGCAGAGAGCCAAGUCAGAGACACUAAACGUGUCUUUAUAAUCGUCACACACAGGUGUCAAACUCAAAUGACCUGGGGGCCAAUGAGUGUCACAUCAUUUCAUCAUAUAUUGAAGAUUUUCAUGGUGAUAUUUCAGAGGAUUUCAAAGUAAAAAGUGCUCGUUUUGAUGAAUAAAAACAUAUUUAGAACACAAAAUAAGUCUGUUAGUGUCA